Molecule: messenger RNA, 876 nt
Organism: Clonostachys byssicola
Lineage: Eukaryota; Fungi; Ascomycota; Sordariomycetes; Hypocreales; Bionectriaceae
Source: the annotation of a GenBank genome assembly
AUGAGGUUCACCGUACUUGCCGUUGCGGCUUUGACAACUCUUACCACCGCUCUUCCCUCCCCCCCGGAGGACAAGAAGCACCACGUCAUCUUCUCACCCGUCGGUGCCCCCCACCAUCCAGAGCACAAGCUUGGGCAUCUUGGAAAGCCCCGGGAGGGGAACGUCGAGGUGCUGCCUUCUGCCGACGGCGACAACUUCAAGGUGAUCAAGAUCAGUCCGGACCACCACGGCAAGCCGGCCCCGGGUCCCAUCAAGCUCGAGUCUCGGCCGUUUAAGAUUGAUCACAAGUUCGACAACAAGGGGGAUCAUAAGCACGACCACAAGCCCUGCUGCCCGUUCGACAAGCACGACCACAAGCAUGAUCACAAGCCCUGCCCCUAUCAUAAGAAGAUCGAGUACAAACCUGACGAUAAACCGUGCCCAUUCCAUAAGAUCGAGCACAAGAAGGAAGAUAAACCGUGCCCGUACCAGAAGCCCGAGCACAAACACGAGCCUAAGCCGUGCCCAUACCAUAAGAUCGAGCACAAGCCCCUCGACAAGCCCUGCCCGUAUCAGAAGCCCGAGCACAAGCAUGAGCAUAAGAUCUACCCCAUCCCGAAGCUCGACAACAAGCCCGACUGCAAGAAGGAGCACAAGCCGGAGCCCCCCAAGCCGGAGCAUCCCAAGCCUGCGCCUCAACCUACGCUCGAGGGAGAGUGCAGCCCAGGAAUCUACGAGUGCACAUUCAACCCGAGAUCCGGCUCUGCCGGCUGGAAGGUCUGCAGCUCGAGUGGAAAGUGGGAGUACGGAGGAGACUGCCCCCCGAACACGGUAUGCAAGUAUUAUACGCCUAGCAAGAGCCCAUACUGUGUUCCUAGGUACUUUGAGUUUCCAUAG